GAGACUACCAAGAACUCCAGAAGUGGUUAGACACCAGUGAACAAAACUGAAAAAAAGAUUUAAUCAGCACCAUGACUGAGAGACGCGGGAUGCAAAUUACAAACAUUUUUUUGUUUUUUUUAAUCUUUCCCAUUUCCUUGGAAGGAUGCUGUGAGGGAAACCAUAAAAAGAAAACAACAGGUCUUCAGCAAAAUAUACACCAGCACUACAGAGCUGUGGAGGGGGAAAUGUUUAUGAUGCCGUGCUUAAAGUCUGUGAGCCAGGUGGUGUGGUCCAGCACUGGAGAACAAAAUGAGCGCCUAUCAUUCGACUGUGGCAGCAAGUUUCUAGCUGAAGCAAAACAUUCUGGAAAUUACACGUGCCUCACAUGUUAAUGUCAGCCGCUCCACUCCAACAAUUGUCUAUCCUACAGUCAACACAACAGAGGAAGUGGAGCUUGGACAGAGUCACACUCUGGAAUGUGUGGUACAUUCUCCUAUUGAGUUAAAGGUUGUGGCAGUGGUGCAGUGGUACAUGCAUCAUGGUGGCAACAUGGAGAAUAUGACUCUACUACACAUGAAAGAGCAACGAAUGAAGAAGGUGACACAUGCAUUCUUGGAGGUCACCGGGAGAGUUGUGGUGACUCCACAACACUUGAACCACAGAUAUACUUGCAUCGCCAGUAAUAGUUUUGGGAAAACAAAUGUCACUAUCCAGCUCAAGAAGAAAAUGAAAGUAAUUUUGCCGUCGCUGGGUGGGCCCAUUGUGUGUUUGCUGCUGGUAGCUGGGCUGGGAAUCAUUUUGCAUAUUAAAUGGCUGGAAGUAAAGCUCAUCUACAGAUCCCACUUUCAACAUGGAAAACACAAUGGAGAUGAGAAAGAGUUUGAUGUGUUUUUGUCAUACGUGGGGAGCCUUCCAUCAGCAGAGGUAGAGGGAGGUUUUACCAUCUCCUCAAAGGAAGCAGCAUGUUUAUCCAGUAUGGACCUGCUGAACUCUGAGGAGGGUAAAGCCACCCAGAGACCAGAAGUGCAGCUACCCCAGGUGUUAGAGGACCAAUGGGGGUAUCGCCUCUGUUUGCUGGAGAGGGAUGUACUCCCUGGAGGAGCAUAUACAAAUGAUGUGGUCCUUGCAAUACACAGAAGCCAAAUGCUUAUCUGUCUCCUGUCAGCUGACUACCUCUCCAACAAUAAUGCUGUGUUUGUACUGGAAUCAGGAGUUCAGGCUUUACUGCAAAACUCUACCCUCAAACUCCUGCUAAUAUGGACCAGUAGAGCCUCAUCCCUCAUCCAGCCGGACCCCCCUUUGCCCACACUGGUCCAGAGGGCCUUGAAGGUGUUACCCAGUAUGGAUUGGACCUCAGGAAAAACUGCAGGAGUCUCCAGCAACUUCUGGAGGUCUCUGCGGGAGGCCAUGCCCAAUCACAGAGUGUCUGAUGUCAGUCAUGCAGGACCAUUAGACUGCCUUACAAAAACAUCUGUGACUGAGUUCUCUGAGUUUGUGUGAGGUGAGGAUCUGAGCACUUGUGCGCGAGCUGAAUCGAUAGGCACAUUGCCAGGGUUGUCCCUACCGUUACACCCUCACCAUGUGAAAAUAAAGUCUGCAGUUGUUGUACAACCACAGAACUCUUGUUAAGCUAAUACAAAUUGUAAGGAAUAAGCUAAAACAUAAGCGGUCUGUAGGUUCCACAAGUCUUAAAAAUCUUGUAAACUUUACUGGUGAGACAGUAGUGACUUUGUUGAUGUAAACUUAACUGUUGUUGCUCUAGAAACAAUAUGAUAUAAAUCAAUUAUAAUCGUAUUAUGAAUGUAUUACUUAUUAUUUAUUAUUAUUAUUAAUUUACCAUUGUGGGAAAAUAAAGCUUGUUUACUGAAAACAUUUAUUUG
Molecule: messenger RNA, 1862 nt
Organism: Morone saxatilis (striped sea-bass)
Lineage: Eukaryota; Metazoa; Chordata; Actinopteri; Moronidae
Product: interleukin-18 receptor accessory protein-like
Biological process (GO): interleukin-18-mediated signaling pathway
Molecular function (GO): interleukin-18 receptor activity
Source: RefSeq, a predicted model, not a curated record